AUGGCUACGGAAGCGACUUUGAACAAUUCUGGUGGUUCUGAAUCUGCAAUGCCAUUAGUGGAACAGCUUGCUGAAGUAUUUGGAAAGUUGAAAUCCCACACCGAAGCAUCUCUGCAAUUGCAAAAUGGCAUUCAAUGGGAAGAUAUCAAAGGGCAUUUCCUCAGCCUUGAUAAGUCUAAGUCGUACAGAAGCAAGUUUGAUGAACUGGUAGAGAAGCAGAAGGCAUUAGAAGAAAAGAAAGCUGAAGCUCGUAGGUUGAUUGCAGAGAAAGCGGCUAAUGUUUCUACAAAAGAGCGUGCCUCCCUGAAUCAGCUUCAGGAGCUAAGGGAUGCUGCUGUCUCUUCUCUAGCAGAGGUUCGGCAAAAAUAUAAGGUGGAGCUUGCUGAGAUACUUGAUGCAAGUGGAAGCAAAGACAAAAAGAUGGACACCAAAGGCCUUCUGAAAUUUCUUUCAGAAAAUUCUAGAAAACUUGCUAGCCUUCGUGAUGAACUUUCUGUUGCACUAAAAUGUGCAACUGAUCCUGCCCGCUUUGUACUUAAUUCCCUGGAGGGUUUCUUCCCACCAGACCAAACUAAUUCACCUGGGAGUAAACAUAACGCUCUUGAGGUUCAGCGCAAGAGCUGCAUUGUUUUAAUGGAAGCUAUAGCACCUGCAGUAGGGACGACGGAGCCUGGUGGCAACGACCCUUGGAGCUCUGAAAUUAAGGAGCAAGCCAAGGCAAUUGCCGAAGAGUGGAAGAGUAAGUUAGCUGAGGUUGACCUGGAUGCUUCUAAUGGCUAUUCAUUGGAGGCACAGGCUUUCCUGCAGCUUCUUACAACUUUUAAUGUUGAUUCGGUGCUUGACGAAGAUGAACUAUGCAAGAUCGUAGUUGCUGUCUCUCGUCGCAAGCAGACUGCUGUGUGCUGUCGCUCUCUUGGUCUUAAUGAGAAAAUGCCAGGUAUCAUUGAGGAGUUGGUUAAGCGGCACAGGCAAAUUGAUGCAGUUCAUUUUGUACAAGCUUUCGGGCUUUCGGAGACAUUCCCCCCUGCACCUCUGCUGAAGACAUAUGUUGAGGAACUAAAGGAUACAAUUGAAAAUAAUGGGGAUGCAACUGCGACCUCGUUAAAGGACGACCCAAAAUCUAGGGAACUACUUGCUUUGAGGGCUGUGAUAAAGUGUAUCGAAGUGUAUAAGCUUCAGAAGGAGUGUUCACUUGGACCUCUCCAAAAGCGUGUAUCUGAGCUAAAGCCCAAGGGUGAGAAAAGGCCAUCAACUGAUGCUGGGCGUACUUAUGCAAAGAAGCCUCGAGGCCCUGGCAUUUCAUUUCCUAGGAGACCUGCUGGUUCUGUUGGUUCAGCUGCUCGCAGGCCUCCAUUUCCAGGCUUUAACUGGCAGCGUGCUCCUGCUCCAAUGCCCUCCCGUGGCCCUGCUCCAAUGCCCUCCCGUGCCCCUCUUCCUGAUAGAUAUGGAGCUGCUGACCGGUACCACCACCCACCACCAGCCCCAGUAUAUGAAGGUGGUGCGUUUUCUUCUUACGGUGAACCGUUCAGCGCCCCAAAACCAUUCCAGUACACCCCAGGGUCCGUGGCAGCAUCAUACAAUUCAAGCCCUUAUAAAGUUGCGUAUGGUGGCCCAGGAGCACCAGCUGCAAGCACCUAUGCAGGUUACGCCAGCGCAUCCGGGCCGGCUGCUUCCAGCAGCUAUGCAAACUAUCUGGGAUCUGGCUAUCGCCCUCCGCAACCAUAG
Messenger RNA from Miscanthus lutarioriparius, 1725 nucleotides. The record is from the annotation of a GenBank genome assembly. NCBI's taxonomy places the organism in Eukaryota, Viridiplantae, Streptophyta, Magnoliopsida, Poales, Poaceae.